Molecule: messenger RNA, 947 nt
Organism: Cynara cardunculus var. scolymus (artichoke)
Lineage: Eukaryota; Viridiplantae; Streptophyta; Magnoliopsida; Asterales; Asteraceae
Product: mediator of RNA polymerase II transcription subunit 18
Exons: 6
Coding region: 184-837 (217 amino acids)
Biological process (GO): regulation of transcription by RNA polymerase II; termination of RNA polymerase II transcription
Cellular component (GO): core mediator complex; mediator complex
Molecular function (GO): transcription coregulator activity
Source: RefSeq, a predicted model, not a curated record
AAUCCUCCAUUGCAAACCCUUUUUGCUACUCUUUUCGCUUCAGUAAUCGAGCAGCAUCAAACAAUACCAGAGCAUAUUCAUCAUCUACCGGAAGACGAAUUUGGCAAACUGCAUAAUUCAAUUUAUCGGCCUGUUUUUAGGUAAAUAGAACUGUUGUUCAGCUGAAUUUGAAGCAAAAUACCAAUGGAAUGCGUGGUUCAAGGAAUUAUAGAAACUCAGCAUGUUGAAGCCCUUGAGAUUCUUCUUCUAGGUCUUUGUGGUGUUCACAGGGUACGCUUAAGGGUUCAUGAAUUAUGCCUAAAAAGCGGCCCCAACCUAGGUUCCGAAGCAUCAGAGGUCCGACUUUUAUGUGAUCUUGAGCAGCCUGAGCCCACUUGGACUGUUAGACAUGUCGGGGGUUCAAUGAGGGGUGCUGGUGCCGAUCAAAUUUCUGUUUUGGUGAGGACAAUGGUAGAGAGCAAAGUAAGCAAAAAUGUGCUUCGCUUAUUUUACUUGCUUGGGUACAAGUUAGACCAUGAGCUACUGAGAGUAGGAUUCGCUUUCCAUUUCCAAAGGAGUGCUCAGAUAACGGUUACAGUCUCUUCAGUUAAUAAGAUGCUAAAGUUGCAUGCCACUGAUGAGGCCGUACCUGUAACACCAGGCAUUCAACUGGUUGAAGUGACGGCACCUGCAUCCGCUGAAAACUACAAUGAAGUUGCAGCAGCAGUCUCAUCAUUUUGUGAAUAUCUUGCACCGCUGCUGCAUUUAUCGAAGCCUGGUGUUUCAACAGGAGUCGUUCCAACUGCUGCUGCAGCUGCUGCAUCUCUCAUGUCGUAUGGUGGAACUACGAUUAUGUAGCCAAUGUCGCUUGGUUUAAUUCUUUUCUUUCGUUGUGACAAUUUAGGUUGUUCAAUUAGACUAUUGUACACUGAUAAUUUGGUUUAUAAAUUUGGAUCAGGUUUGUCUCU